CUUUCCCUGUUCUCUCUCUGUUCUCUGUUCUCUCUCUCCUCCUAGCAUCCACCAAAACAUCAUUGAUGCUACCAAUCCUUCCCCAUCCGAAGCCCACUCCUCCACAGAAACCUACUUCCAUUCCCAUCUGAAGCCCUCUCCUCCGACGCCCACCGCCUCUUCGUCCUCUUCUCUGCCCUGCGCCGUCGCAAAACCCCCCAACCCCCCCCAUCUCCGGCGCCUCCACUGGCUCGGGUACUUCAUCGAUCUCAGCCUCGGUACCCCUUCCCAGCGUCUUCUCCUCGUGGCCGACACCCGCAGCAACCUCAUCUGAGUCACCUGCUCCGCUUGCCGCAGCCACUGCGACAACUACUCAUUAGGAUCGCCUUUCCUCUCCCACCGCUCCACCACAUUCUCUCCCACCACUACUCAUUCGUACCCACAAAACCACCAAAUACCUUUUAAUUUAGACACCCAAACACCAGGUGGUGUUUGGAUUCGUUUUUAGGACAAUCGCCGCUGUCCAUAGUGAUUCUGGAUUUGCCACUCGGAAAUUUGAAGAGUCGGGAACAGGUGAGUGUACGAACGAGACUUUGCGUGGUGCGGGAAAAGCUGAUCUGCAUCGCCGGUGGUGGCGUCGUUCAGUAAUUGGAUUCGAAGAUAGGGUAUGUCAUGUGACCAUCACAUGAUGACUUUAACAGUAAGAUCCAACCGAAACAAGAGCAAAGACAUUGGUUGUUUCAGCUUCAUGUGCACUUUACUGAGUGACUGAGCCAUUUGAUGAGAGAUGAGCUCCAUUCAGUUCACUGCCUGCCUGCCCACUUUCAAUGUCACAAAUUUACCUAUACCACGUAUUGCCCCAGCACGUGUCUCUCCACUUUGUAGAACUUCCUUGAGAUUCACUACUUGUCCAUCGACAUGCCAGUUUCCAAGACUGAGCAACAUGUCCCUGAAACUGACCACAAGUGCAUCGUCGUACCAGCGCCAUACACCUGUUUGUUUAUAUGGUGGAAAAGAAAAGUCAGAGAAGGGGAAUGAGGCUUCUCCAUGGAAAGCUCUUGAGAAAGUCAUGGGAAGUUUCAAGAAGGAACCUUCAUCAGUAGAGGAUUUAUUACGACAGCAAAUAGAAAAACAAGAAUACUUUGAUGAUGGAGGCAGUGGUGGAAGUGGUUCAGGUGGUGGUGGUGGUUUUGGUGGAUCGGAGGAUGAAGGUGCUGAUGGGAUAUGGAAUGAGGUAUUGCAGGUUAUAUUGGCAACCGUUGGCUUUAUAUUUCUGUACAUCUUAAUCAUUGACGGUGAGGAUAUAAUCCGGAUAUCAUUGGACUUCAUCAAGUUUAUAUUUGGAGGAAAGAAGAGCAUUCGUUUGAGCCGCUUAAUGUCCCAGUGGGGGAUGUAUUACCAGAAUCUGACAAGAAAGAGGCAAGUGCAGAAGGAUUGGCUAGAACGAGAAAUUGUCAAUACUCCUACGUGGUUCGACAGCCCCAAAAAAUAUAAGCGCUACUUCAAGUCUUUGGCAGACUCCGAUUCUGAUUAGUGAUCAGGGAUCUGUAAUCAUUGUUUCUCCUUUCUUAUCUCAUAUUUUCUUUGGCUGUUAUACUUUUCCUAGUUGUUGGAAUGUUUGAAGACACCAAAUUUAGUUUUAAUCAUUGCUAUAGAGCCUUUGGCGGCUAUUCUACUGUUUCUGGUUGUUGGAAUGUUUGAAGAUCAUUGCUGUUUAUAAGGGUUUGGUUGAGUAUUUUCCGUUAUAA
Molecule: messenger RNA, 1727 nt
Organism: Cornus florida
Lineage: Eukaryota; Viridiplantae; Streptophyta; Magnoliopsida; Cornales; Cornaceae
Exons: 4
Coding region: 767-1513 (248 amino acids)
Cellular component (GO): chloroplast
Source: RefSeq, a predicted model, not a curated record